UUUUUUUCUCAAGUCUGCACAUAGAAAUUACACAGAACGUGGUGCACACUUUUGCAGCAAUUUCAAAGAAACUUAAUUUUAAUAAGGGAAGUUGUAGUUUCAGAUAGUCGUAACAGUUCGAAGUCAUCCAGUAUGGCGAACGACACCGUAAAUCUGACUGAAAUGUCAGAUGUCAGUGCGAUUUUGAGGUUAUUUGAGGAACAUCAUGUAGCACCAACAUUUGAUCCUGUUCCAUAUCUUUCUAGACUGGCUGAACUUCUGGAAACAGAAACUGAAAAUUACCUAAAAAUGGAUCCAGAUCCUUUUGAUGAUCGUAACCCUUCUAGGAAUCCAAAUUGCAGCUUUGGACACAUGCUUAAAAUCAUAUUCAAGAAGGAAAUUUUUAUGCAAAAAUUAGUUGGAGACUAUUUACGUGACACUUACUGGACCAGAUUAGGCAUUUCUACCAGAGAUUCAAGAGAACUCAAUACAGCUGCAGCUCGUCUUGUUCUAGAUUUAAUGCCAGGCUUAGAAGUAUCUGUGGUGUUUCAAGACACAGAAGGAUUGAUCAACAGACUUUUUAGUUGGGCAGAAAAAGGUCCAGAACCACUUCAAAGCUACGCUACUGGUUUGCUAGCUGCUGCGAUGGAACUACAAGACUUGGCUGCUAACUUUCGUGAGUUAAACGCUCAUCUAGCACCGUUAAUGUUGAAAAGGUUAUGGGAAAUCCAAAAGAGAUGUGCCGAAGAAAAGAAAAAUGACGAACUCGGAAAAAUCAAAAGAUUUUCAAAAUUUUCAAGCGACCAACCGAGUACCUCGAGCAAAACCCCAAAGAAUACGGCGAGUAGUAAGAGUCGAGCAUCUUCCAGUUCAAAGGUCCCAAAGGAUGAAGAUGCUGAAUUAAUGCCUGGACCAGAACCGGCCGAUGGAGCCUCCGAUAAAGGAAAAUUGCCAAAGAAUAACAAAGUAAAGAAAUUUCAAGGCAGGAUUAAAGGUUCCAAAGAGAGAAAAAGUGGAAAUGCAUCUCUGAAUGGAUCAGCUAUGAAUGAUUCUAGCAACUCUUCUUGGGCCGAAAUGGAAUCAUACGUCAUCGGAACGUAUCAAAUGCAUCCAUUGACGGACUCAACUCGGCAAAUCUUAAUCUUGCGAUAUUUAACACCCAUGGGUGAAUAUCAAGAGUUACUAGUUCACAUGUUCGAGCAAAAGGCGCUCGACCUCAUUCUUAACUACAUCGACUUUGACGAGACCCAAGAUUCGCGUUUAUCGUUCGAAGCACUUAAAUAUCUCGGAGCACUGCUUUGUCACAAAAAAUUUGCCAUCGAGUUUAUCCAUCAUCAGGGAUUGCAUCGCUUACUUGAAAUUCCGCGGCCGAGCAUUGCUGCAACUGGAGUUGCCAUGUGUCUUUAUUACAUUGCGUAUUGCGAAGAUGCCAUGGAGCGAGUCUGUCUCUUACCAGAUCACGUCAUUCAAGAGUUAGUCCGAUAUGCUCUUUGGCUACUGGAGUGUUCGCACGAAUCUGGACGUUGUCACGCUACCAUGUUCUUUGGGACAUCGUUUCAGUUCCGCAUUAUUUUGGAGCAGUUUGACGCCCAGGAUGGUCUUCGCCGGUUGUACAAUAUGAUCAGCACUUUGUCAAUACUUUCAAUGGAAGAUGCAAGUGAUUUGUUGGAUGAUGACGAAUCUCAUGCUGCACGCCAAACCGUUCGACACGUCUGUGCGGCGCUUAAACGAUACUUUGAAAUUCAUCUGGCUGGGAAAGUUGAACAUCUUCAACGGAUCAGAGUUCGUGAAAUGGGUGGUUCUCCCCAUCCGUCAACACCUCCCUACAAAGCAAUCAAGCUUAAUGCAGAUCAAAUUAUCGAUCUAAUCACCACUGCUCAAGAACUGCUUCCGUUUCGGGCAAGUUGGUCACCCGUCAAUGAAUUUGUUAGCCUCGGGGGUAUCCCUCUGCUUCUACAAGUUAUUGCAAUAUCCUACCUAUGGAAUUUUACUGGACGUGCCGAGACUGUUCGCAGCGCUUUGGAUGUUUUAGCCGUUUGUUCUGUUUCUUUCAGAGUUCAGAUGCUAUUUUGUGAUCGUAUUCAAAUUCCGGAUGACGCUAAUGCUGUAGGCAUCAAUAUUCUACUUGGUGCAGCUGAAGGAGACAUUGUAGCUGACCCCGAAGUUCAGCGUGCCGCUCUUUGCGUACUCAUUCACUGCGUUUGUGCUCCCGUCCAUCGAGUUGGAGGUUCUGUCGGUAGAUUUAAUGGCAGUGCCAAAAGACGCAGCGUGGCUAGUCGAACGAGCGAAGAGGUUCUCAACCAAGUUUGGGAGUGUGUACGAUCCCACAAUGGAAUCAUGGUGUUAAUGGACCUUCUAUCUGUUAAAACACCCAUUACGGAUGCUGACUCGAUUCGCGCUUUAGCCUGUAAGGCUUUGUUAGGUCUUGCACGCAGCGAAAAUGCUCGCCAAAUCAUGGGUAAACUACCCUUGUUCACCAGCGGCCAAUUGCAGGUUCUCAUGAGAGAACCAGUGUUGCAAGAUAAACGUCAAGAGCACGUCAAGUUCCAGAAAUUUGGAUUGGAAUUGUUGGAACAAGUCUCCGGUCGAAUUAAGUCCAAUGUCAACGAAUUUGAGUUAUCCUUAGCCAAGAUACACAAAGCAGAUGUGGUUGCACAGACGCGUAUCCAGUUUAACGAAAAGCAGUUACUGCAGUUGAUCCACCAGCAUCUGUUAAGCAAGAACAUGGUUGAAUCUGCUUCAAUAUUAAUGAAAGAAGCUGGACUCCCUCCACUUCCUCUAAAGCAAGCCAGCUCUAACUUCCCGCCUUAUCGAGCUACCGGAAAUACUCCCUCUACUCCAAGCAGGACCGGACGUGUUAACUCACAAGGAGCUGUAGCACUUCCUAGUACUCCAGUUGCAGUCCCCUCGACAUCCACACCGACGCAACAAAUGGGAAUAAUUAAAGUGAAUUUGUCUAGCAGUAGGCGUUUGAGACCAGGAAUGCCUUCACCUGGCCCUCAACCGGGUGUUAAUUCUCAGCACAGGGCUUUGCAAAAAGUCACUAACUGGGAUUCGCCAACCACUAUGAACAAAUCACUCGGAGCUGCUAACGUCAGUACUGGUGAAACAUCUCGUGGCGUGUCGUUAGACGCAAUUGUCACUGAGUACUUGAUGAAUCAGCAUGCUCUGUGUAAGACACCGAUGGUGACUUGUCCACAGUUUGACCUUUUCCAACCCCACAAAUGUCCAGAUGCUAAAUCAAAGAACACGGCUCCAGCAAACUUCGCAUUAAGAGUUCAAAAGCGAGCCAUCCAUCCUCGGUUUGGUGGUCUCGAUGGAGCCAGAAUGGACCGCAAAUUGGUUUACUCUCGCUUCCGACCUGUUAGAACGUUUCGUAAUGACUCUGAAACGUUUACUUGCUGCGCUUUUUCACCGUGUGAGCAAUUUCUUAUGAUCGGGAACCAAACGGGCGAGUUGAAGCUAUACAAUGUCAACACAGCUGUAGAAGAAGCAACAUACCAAUGCCAUGAAAACUAUCUUUUCAACAUUGAACCAAACUGGACUGGUGACCUUUUACUAACGUCAGGAAUGUACCGACCCCCUUAUUCAUGCCUGUGGGCUGUCGGUGACUUUUUCGACAUGAAGUACUCCUUUGAGGAGGAAGAAUACGUCGAAUUUAGUAAGACAGUUCAAGAUAAAAUUGUUGGGACUAAAGGCGAAACUGCCACUGUAUAUGAUGUGGCCACUGGUAAGAAAUUGUUAAGCCUUACUCCCACAACGUCCAACAACUAUUCAAAGAACCGUGCCACCUUUCAUCCUAGCGAUGAGUUGAUUCUUUCUGACGGUGUUUUAUGGGACGCCGUAUCAGGGACACAAAUUCACAAGUUUGAUAAGCUUAAUCAGUCGCUUAGUGGAACUUUUCAUCCCAACGGAUUGGAAAUCAUCUCAAGUUCAGAAGUUUGGGACAUCAGAACAUAUCAUUUACUACGAACCGUUCCAACCCUUGAUCAGUGUCAAGUCACAUUUUCAGCUUCCGGUGACGUCAUUUACGCAGUUCAUUUGGAAGAAGAGAGUAGAGAAGAACCGAUGUACGAUUCCUCUUUCAAGACAUUAGACGCCGGCGAUUACUCCUCUAUUGCUACGAUCGACGUCAAACGGUGUAUCUAUGGACUGUGUUCCAACAAAUAUGACACACAAAUAGCCGUUGUGGAGAACUCGAGAGAGUUUAACACUCCAAGCGAAUCGAUCGUCCGGCUGUACGACGUGGGCAGGCUACGUGAUGAUGAAGACGUCGGAUCAGAAGUGGAGGAAGAGGAAGGAGAUGACGAUGGAGGUGCAUCUGAAAAUUCGGACGACGAUUUAGAAAUGCUUGAUGAACUGGUUAACGGCGGAGGUGAUGAAGAUGGUAUCGACGUGGAUAUUGAUUCUAGCGAUUCAUCGGACGACGGACAAUUUGGUGAUUCAGACGAUGAUGACGACGACGAUGAUGAUGACUCCAAUUCAUAUUUUGGUUCCUCAGAUGAAUUCGAUGAGGAACUGUUUUCUUUGAACGCUGACAGUAACAGCAGUGGUAGUAGUUCAACGUGAGCAGAGCACAAGUCAUUCUGGGUUGUAAGCUUCUAACUAAUACAUUGUCUAUUGUUUUCAA
This is a messenger RNA of Daphnia pulicaria, 4609 nucleotides long. RefSeq names its product DDB1- and CUL4-associated factor 1-like (gene mahj). The transcript has 11 exons. Gene Ontology annotation, molecular function: protein binding. The record is from RefSeq and is a predicted model, not a curated record. Gene Ontology annotation, biological process: protein ubiquitination. Lineage: Eukaryota; Metazoa; Arthropoda; Branchiopoda; Diplostraca; Daphniidae. The coding region runs from base 133 to 4548 and encodes 1471 amino acids. Gene Ontology annotation, cellular component: nucleus; Cul4-RING E3 ubiquitin ligase complex.